Quercus lobata is the source of this 1721-nucleotide messenger RNA. Its product is annotated as cytochrome P450 72A15-like. The transcript has 5 exons. Gene Ontology annotation, molecular function: monooxygenase activity; heme binding; oxidoreductase activity, acting on paired donors, with incorporation or reduction of molecular oxygen. The record is from RefSeq and is a predicted model, not a curated record. Lineage: Eukaryota; Viridiplantae; Streptophyta; Magnoliopsida; Fagales; Fagaceae. The coding region runs from base 1 to 1575 and encodes 524 amino acids.
AUGUUAACUAGUAUGAAUGACUAUGUGUUAUAUUCUCUAGCUUUCUCUUUAUUGUUUCUACUCCUCUAUGGUGUUCUGAAAGUUUCCUACACGAUUUGGUGGAAACCCAAGUUGCUAGAGAAGCGCAUGAAACGCCAAGGAAUUAGAGGCACUCCUUACAAGCUGAUGAUUGGGGACAUGAAAGAGUUUGUGAGGGCCAUAACUGAAGCAUGGUCCAAACCCAUUAAUCUGACGCACCAGAUUGUUCCACGUGUCGAUCCAUUUACCCUAAAUAUGGUGCAGAAAUAUGGGAAGAUAUCAAUGUGUUGGACUGGGACAAGACCAAGGCUUAUUAUAAUGGACCCAGAGAUGAUGAAAGAUAUUCUGUAUAACAAGCUAGGUCACUACCAAAAGCCGCCACUAAACCCUCUUAUUCUCAUUCUAACAAGGGGACUAACAACUAUAGAGGGUGAGCAAUGGGCCAAACGCAGAAGGAUCGUCAAUCCUGCUUUUCACCUAGAGAGACUGAAGGGGAUGAUACCAGUAUUCACAACCAGCUGUCGCAGAAUGAUCAAACAAUGGCAGAAGAUGGUUAGCCCUCAACAAAGUUAUGAAGCUGAUAUUUGGCCUGAACUUCAAAAACUUACUGCAGAUGUUAUAUCUCGAGCAGCAUUUGGAAGCAACUAUGAAGAAGGGAAACUCAUCUUUGAACUUCAAAAGGAGCAGAUCCUACUAGUUCUUGAAGCCAUGCAAACCUUGUAUAUUCCUGGGUUUAGAUUUAUACCUACUCCGAAGAAUCGGAGGAGAAGGAAACUAGAUAAAGAGAUCAAAUCAAUGCUAAGGAACAUAAUCCAAAAGAGAGUGAAUUCCACAAGAAUUGGAGAAUCCACGGCUGAUGACUUGCUAGGCCUGCUCUUGCAAUCUAGUAACCAGAACAAUUUACCAGAAAAUGCAAGUGUCACAAACGAUAAUGGGUUGUCAAUUGAAGAGGUGAUAGAGGAAAGCAAGCAGUUCUAUCUUGCAGGCCAAGAAACAACUUCAAGCUGGUUGACAUGGACCAUUAUAGUCUUAGCUAUGCACCCAGACUGGCAAGAAAAGGCAAGGGAGGAAGUCUUACAAGUCUGUGGAAAGAAGGAACCCAAUUUUGAAGCUACAACCCACUUCAGGAUUGUAACCAUGAUUCUUUAUGAAGUACUAAGAUUAUAUCCACCAGUGAUUGCUCAAUAUCAACAUGCUCGCAUGGAAACCAAGAUAGGAGAUAUCUCCCUUCCGGCUGGAGUUGAUGUUGUACUACCUACAUUACUCAUCCAUCAUGAUCCCGAACUUUGGGGAGAUGAUGCAGAAGAAUUCAAACCAGAGAGAUUCUCUGAAGGAGUUUCAAAGGCAUCAAAGGAUCAGUUGGCAUUCUUUCCUUUUGGGUGGGGCCCAAGGACCUGUAUUGGCCAAACUUUUGCCAUUAUAGAAGCUAAGAUUGCUUUGGCCAUGAUUCUACAACAUUUCUCAUUUGAGCUCUCACCCUCCUACACUCAUGCACCUUAUACUGUUAUGACUCUGCAACCACAACAUGGAGCUCAAAUCACAUUACAUCAAAUUUAGUUGUAAGCUGGUCAGCACAUAACAGAAUUGUAAGUUAAAAAUAAUGUGAUUCCGAAUCACAAAUGUAAACUUGGUUGUCUGUUAUUUUAGCGUCAAUUUUUCACAAAUAAAGGUUUGGGCUAACUAUUUUCUCAUACUCAGAACCU